UAAAACUACACUGCGGAAGUAAAUGUGUGCCAUGCGAGCGUUGUUGUUUCUAACAGGCGUGGAACACUUCGGGGGUGUUUAUGGAAUUUAACGCCCAUUCAAAAUAUGGUUUAAGGUGCACUGUGCGAGCAUGGAUAGUUACAAUGUACUGCGUGUGAUCGGCGAAGGCUCAUUCGGUCGCGCACUCCUGGUUCAGCCCAAAGAUGACAGCGGUCAAUACGUGGUCAAAGAGAUCCGGCUACCCAAGACUCAUUCCGGGCAAGAGAGCUCUAGAACGGAAGCGGUACUUCUCUCCAGACUGAAGCACACUAACAUCGUUGCCUUCAGAGAGUCAUUUGAAGCUGAUGGCCAUCUGUACAUUGUUAUGGAAUACUGUGCUCGGGGAGAUCUUCUGCAGAGGAUCAAGCAGCAGAAGAGCACUCUGUUCUCUGUGGAUGUGGUCCUCAGGUGGUUUGCUCAGAUGUGUUUGGGUGCGAAACACAUCCACGACAAGCGCGUGCUACACAGGGACCUGAAAUCCAAGAAUAUUUUCCUCACGGAUAAUGGAACUAUCAAACUGGGGGACUUCGGUUCGGCUUGUGUCUUGAACAGCUCAAAGGCCUAUGCUUACUCCUAUGUGGGAACCCCUUACUACGUGUCUCCCGAGAUUUGGGACAGCAGACCCUACAAUAAUAAGAGUGAUGUAUGGUCCCUUGGCUGCGUCCUGUACGAACUCUGCACCCUGCGUCACCCGUUCCAAGCACGGAGUUGGAAGAGCCUGAUUUUGAAGGUGUGUCGGGGUGCCUACCCCCCUUUACCCAAUCACCUGCCGUACGAGCUGCACUACCUGCUCAAGCAGAUGUUCAAGACCAACCCCCGGGACCGGCCUUCGCUCAACACCAUCCUCACCUCGCACCGCAUCUCCAGGCUCCUGCAGAAACACCUGCCCCCCCAGCAACUACAGAGAGAAGCUCCAAGCAGAUGGAAGAAGGAGGAAGGAGAAAGAGUUGCCGUGUUCCUUGGACAGAAGAGUCUCAUCGAGACAGCCUCUUCAGUUGGAGGGUCAAUGCAGGAAGCGCAGUCUGGACACGAGCGGGAACGCUCACGCAGGAAAUGGGCGGGAGGCCCGCCCAACACGGUGAUGCAGGUCCUGGAGAAUGCUGACAUCAUUUCCUCCCCCAGCAUGGCCUCCGGGAGCAGCUUUGACUCCAGCGCAGGGGGCGCUCUUCCUGGGACACAGCGGGCCUCCCCCCGCCGGCAGUGGGACAGGGGAACCCCUGAUAGGCUCCUGACUCUGCUGGACAAAGCAUAUCAGGGCAUGGCAUCCAGAACUUACACGGUGCACAAGACGGAUGUUGAGCAUCCCCUGAUGGGACCCCUGUCCAAAGCAGGGGCUGACGCCAUAGACGGACCCAAAGAGGACACAGUGGACGAGUCCAGGCUAGAGCCUCGCUCUGACGAUGAAGACACGGACUUUGAAGAAGAAUGGCCUUGUGACUUGGUGGUGGAGCUGGAGAAAAUGGGCACGGAAGACUGAUCUCCAUACACUCUAUAUGUCCGCAAAAAGAGGCUAUUGCUUUUUCCAUGUCAGAUCCAUCUAUGGUGCUGUAAAGUCUUUGAAGUGGGGGCCAAAUCACUUGCUUUAAAUUAUGUCAUAAGGUUUUUUUUUUUUUGUUUUUUUUUUAAUUAACUUGAAAUUCAAAUUUUGGAAUAGAUUGGAAGUGUACAUAAUGUAUAUUUUGCCUGAUAUUUAAACGAUUAAUUAAUUUUAUGUGACUAAACUUUUAAUAAAUAUUUAUUAGG
Molecule: messenger RNA, 1782 nt
Organism: Anguilla anguilla (European eel)
Lineage: Eukaryota; Metazoa; Chordata; Actinopteri; Anguilliformes; Anguillidae
Gene: nek3
Product: NIMA related kinase 3
Exons: 14
Coding region: 131-1516 (461 amino acids)
Biological process (GO): protein phosphorylation
Molecular function (GO): ATP binding; protein kinase activity
Source: RefSeq, a predicted model, not a curated record